AUGGAAGCUAUAUUGGACUUCUCGACUGAUCUAGACAUUGCGUUGUUUGAUCAAACCGUUGAUGCUUUUUACAAAGGUUCCGGUGAGAAUCAAAGACAAGCACAAUCGGUGUUGAAUAGAUUUCAAGAACACCCCGAAUCUUGGAAGUUUGUUGAUAAUAUUUUAUCUAAUUCUUCUAACCCACAAUCAAAGUACAUUGCAUUGUCAUGUUUAAAUAAAUUGAUUCAAUACAGGUGGAAAAUGAUCCCAGAAGAAGAAAGAAUAGGGAUAAGAAACUUUAUAGUCAAUAUGAUUAUCUCGUUGUGUAACGACGAAACUGAGUUUGAGACACAACGUGCCUUGAUUAAUAAGAUUGAUUUGACUUUGGUUUCCAUUUUGAAACAAGAAUGGCCUCAUAAUUGGCCAGAGUUUGUCCCUGAAAUAGUUGCUAGCUCCAGAUCUUCAUUCAAUGUAUGCGAGAACAACAUGAUUGUUCUUAAGUUGUUGAGUGAAGAAGUGUUUGAUUACAGUCAAGACCAAUUGACUCAAGCUAAAGCACAACAAUUGAGAAUAAGUAUGAAGAAUGAAUUUGAAAAGAUUUUCAAAUUGUGUUAUGAAGUUUUGGAUAAAACAAACAAGUCAUCUUUGGUUAUUGCUACCUUAAAUGCUUUAUUGAAAUAUAUUCAAUGGAUUCCAUCAAACUAUAUUUACCAAACUGACUUGUUGGAUAUAUUAUCUACCAAGUUUUUGGCACCAGUCGAUACCAGAGCAAUUUCUUUGAAAUGUUUGACAGAAAUUAGCACUUUACCCGACGAAAACGCUAAAACGUUGCUCUUUUUCAAAAACACAAUGGAACAGUUCUACAACAUUGUACCUAUUACAACUAACUUGAAAGAAAGCUACAAAGUUGCUUCAUCGGCGGAUCAAUCAUUUUUGCAAGACAUGGCCAUGUUCUUGUGCACAUAUUUGGGAAACCAUUUAUCAGUUUUGGAGCAACAUUCAGAGGCUAAAGAACUACUUCAAAACGCGUUAGUAUACUUGUUACAGUUGUCAAGAAUCGAAGAACGUGAGUUAUUCAAAACUUGUUUGGAUUUUUGGCAAACCUUUGUCCACCAAUUGUUUGUUGAGACGAGAAAUUUGCCAAGUAAUGAAUUAAGUCCGAUGAUGCAAUUGACAUAUGGCAGCACUAUCAAAGCUGGCUCCUCGGGUGGUGCCCCUGAUCCUGCUGUUUUGUCCAAAUUCCCAUUAAGACAACACCAAUAUAAAGAGGUCUUGUCCAAAUUAAGAUUGGUGAUUAUUGAAAACAUGGCUAGACCGGAAGAAGUUUUGGUGGUGGAAAACGAUGAAGGGGAAAUUGUUCGUGAAUUUGUAAAAGAGAGUGACACCAUUCAAUUGUAUAAAUCAAUGAGGGAAGUUUUGGUGUAUUUGACUCAUUUGAACGUCCUUGACACAGAGCAAAUCAUGAUUGAGAAACUUUCUAGACAACUCGAUGAAAGUGAAUGGUCAUGGCAAAAUAUAAACACCUUGUGUUGGGCUAUUGGGUCCAUCUCCGGAGCAAUGAAUGAAGACAUGGAAAAGAGAUUUUUGGUCAAUGUAAUCAAAGACUUGUUGUCUUUGACCGAGAUGAAAAGAGGUAAGGAUAACAAGGCAGUUGUUGCGUCGAACAUCAUGUACAUUGUUGGUCAGUAUCCAAGAUUCUUGAAAGCUCACUGGAAGUUCUUGAAAACAGUGGUGAAUAAGCUAUUCGAAUUCAUGCACGAAACACACGAAGGUGUGCAGGAUAUGGCAUGUGAUACUUUCAUCAAAAUCACCAACAAAUGUAAGCGUCAUUUUGUCGUUGUGCAGCAAAAUGAAAGGGAGCCAUUUAUCAAUGAAAUAAUCAGGGAAAUCCAAUCAAUUACUGAAGACUUACAGCCACAACAAGUCCACACAUUUUACGAAGCAUGCGGUAUAAUAGUUAGUGCACAAACCAACAAAGAUGCGAGAGACAAAUUGUUGAGUGAGUUGAUGGCAUUGCCGAACAUGGCAUGGUCUUCCAUCAUACAACAAGCAGGUCAAGAUCCUACGUUGUUGACCAACACCGAAACGGUUAAAAUCAUUGCAAACAUUAUCAAAACCAACGUUGCUGUUUGUAAAGCUCUAGGUCCAGGAUUCUACUCACAAUUGGGAGGCUUGUAUGUUGAUAUGUUGUCAUUGUACAAGGCAGUUUCAUCAAUGAUAUCAGACGCAGUGGCCAAGGAUGGAAUUAUUGCCACAAAAACACCAAAGGUGAGGGGGUUGAGAACGAUCAAGAAGGAAAUAUUGAAAAUGAUUGAGACCUAUAUAAACCAAGCAGAGAAUUUGGAGGAGAUUGUCAGAGAUUUGGCCUCACCAUUGUUUGGUGCUGUUCUAGAAGAUUAUAGCUCGAAUGUUCCAGAUGCUAGGGAUGCUGAAGUUUUGAGAUGUAUGACCGCAUUGGUUGCUAAGGUGGGCCACUUGAUACCCGAUGGUGUUGUUUUGAUUUUGCAAAAUGUUUUUGAAUGUACCUUGGACAUGAUUAAGAAUGACUUUGUUGAGUACCCAGAACAUAGAAUUGAAUUUUAUAAGCUUUUGAAAGAAAUCAAUGCUAAAUCGUUCCAGGGAUUGUUGCAAUUAUCAGGCGAAGCAUUCCAAUCGUUAAUCAAUGCGGCACUUUGGGCCUUCAAACAUAAUAAUAGAGAUGUUGAGGAUAAUGGGUUGUCAUUAACUUUGAACUUGAUUGAAAAUGUCGAGCACUUGGGUGAUACUCCAUUCACCAAAGCAUUCUAUGAAAACUUUUAUUUCCAAAUUUUAUCCGAUACAUUCUAUGUGUUUACCCAGCCGGAUCAUAAAGCUGGGUUCAGGUAUCAAUCUCAGUUGCUAGCCCAACUAAUUCAUUUGGUUGAAGACAAUGUCAUCAAGUAUCCCCUUUACACUCCCGACCAGGCACCAGAAGGAACAACAAACUCUGAUUUCUUGAAGCAAUACCUUUCACAAUUGUUAUCUUCGGCAUUUGAAAACUUGCAACCUGAACAACUCGCAAACUUUUUGAAAGUUAUUACUUCGGUGUAUGAUGACUUGUUUAAAUUCAAGGCCACUUUAAGAGAUUUCCUUGUUCAAUUGAAACAAUUUGGUGGAGAUCCUACUGAUUACUUGUUUGCAGAAGAUAAAGAAUUGGAAAAAAUUGAGACUGAUAGGAAGCAAAGAGAGAAGGACUUACAAGUUGGGGGAUUAAUUAGGCCAUCUGAAUUGGAUGAUGAUUAG
Messenger RNA from Lodderomyces margitis, 3240 nucleotides. RefSeq names its product exportin (gene CRM1). Gene Ontology annotation, biological process: protein export from nucleus; ribosomal small subunit export from nucleus; ribosomal large subunit export from nucleus. Gene Ontology annotation, cellular component: nucleus; cytoplasm. NCBI's taxonomy places the organism in Eukaryota, Fungi, Ascomycota, Pichiomycetes, Serinales, Debaryomycetaceae. The coding region runs from base 1 to 3240 and encodes 1079 amino acids. The record is from RefSeq and is a predicted model, not a curated record. The transcript has a single exon. Gene Ontology annotation, molecular function: small GTPase binding; nuclear export signal receptor activity.